AUGUCCGGUUCUGCAAACUCCACAGCGCCACUAACAAAGACCUCCCUCGCCAACAUUCCUUUGUCCUACGCCAGCGUCUCCCUAGGCCAAGUAGGUACCGACACCCUCCCCGACAAACUCCACGCCAUCUCACGCGCAGGCUUCACCGCCAUCGAACUCGGCUUCCCCGACCUCGUCGCCUUUGCAAACCAACUUCUCGCACCCAGUCAUGAAAUCACAGCCACCGACUACGAUGACCUGUGCACCGCUGCAUUCGAAGUCAAGGCGAUUUGCGCCCAGCUGAAGCUGCAAAUCAUGAUGCUGCAGCCUUUCGCCAAUUUCGAAGGCUGGGCAGACGACAGCCCGGAGCGCGAAGAAGUCUGGACGCGGGCACGAGGCUGGAGACGCGUGAUGGACGCUUGCGGCUGCGACAUGCUGCAAGUAGGCUCGACGGACUCCCCCGAAGAGCGCAUCGGGCGGGACCGCGAGCGCUUUGUGCGAGAUUUGCGGCUGCUGGCGGAUUUCCUGGCGGAGAAGGGGAUGAAGGUCGCGUAUGAGAAUUGGUGCUGGAGUACGCAUGCGCCGGAUUGGGAGGAUGUGUGGGUGAUCUGCAAAGCGGUUGAUCGCGAGAAUUUCGGGCUUUGUUUGGAUACGUUUCAAUCUGCUGGGGGCGAGUGGGCGGAUCCGACUUCUUCUUCUGGUCUGGUCGAUGAUGGAAGGAGUGCGGAGAAAGUGCAGCAAGAUUGGGAGGCUUCGUGUGCGCGAUUAGCGGAGGUUGUUGAUCCGCGGAAGAUCUUCCUACUACAGAUCUCCGAUGCCUAUCGGAUUGGACAACCACUGGAGAAGAAGGAAAUCGAUGGCAAGAGGUCGCGAGCGAGGUGGAGUAAUGCGUUCAGACCGCUGCCCUUUGAAGGCUACUUGCCUGUCGUCGACUUUGCCAAGGCGGUAUUGAAGACCGGAUUCCGCGGCUGGUUUUCAUACGAGGUUUUUGAUGCGGGUCCGGAUGGCACGGGCAGACAGGAUGUGCAUGACUUAGACGGUUGGACGGAUCGAGCUACGAAAUGCCAUGAGAAGCUGAUGGAAGCUUGCGAAGAUGCUUGA
Molecule: messenger RNA, 1080 nt
Organism: Neohortaea acidophila
Lineage: Eukaryota; Fungi; Ascomycota; Dothideomycetes; Mycosphaerellales; Teratosphaeriaceae
Product: 3-dehydroshikimate dehydratase
Exons: 1
Coding region: 1-1080 (359 amino acids)
Source: RefSeq, a predicted model, not a curated record